Messenger RNA from Uncinocarpus reesii 1704, 1371 nucleotides. RefSeq lists its product as uncharacterized. Bases 1 to 1371 code for a protein of 456 amino acids. The transcript has 5 exons. Gene Ontology annotation, biological process: CAAX-box protein processing. Gene Ontology annotation, cellular component: endoplasmic reticulum membrane. The record is from RefSeq and is a predicted model, not a curated record. Gene Ontology annotation, molecular function: metalloendopeptidase activity. Lineage: Eukaryota; Fungi; Ascomycota; Eurotiomycetes; Onygenales; Onygenaceae.
AUGUACAUCCUUCAGCAACUCGCCCGGCUCCUUGAUCAGCCGUUCCUUCCCUGGAAGAAGAUUAUAGUUGGAUUCUCCCUCGGGCAGUAUCUCCUCGAAGGCUUCCUGUCCCUGCGCCAGUACAAGGUCCUCCAACAGAAAAGGCCUCCCAAGGUUCUGGAAGGAGAGGUCUCGCAGGAAGUCUUCGAGAAGAGUCAGGCAUAUGGCCGCGCAAAAGCCAAAUUCGGCUUUGUCUCCGGUCUCUACAGUCAAAUCCAAAACCUCGCGUUUAUUUACUAUGAUGCGCUCCCAAAGCUCUGGGCAGUUACCGGUAUCUGGCUUACACGCUAUCUCCCCGACCGGUUCCAAGGGGAAAUCACCCAUACUUUGGUUUUUGUCUUCACGUUCAACAUCAUCACCACCUUGCUUUCGAUGCCCAUCUCGUAUUACAGCACCUUUGUCCUCGAAGAGAAGUUCGGCUUCAACAAGCAGACCGUGAAGCUAUGGCUUUCGGAUAUGCUCAAAGGCCAAAUGCUCGGUAUCGUGCUUGGUACUCCCAUCAUCAGCGCCAUUUUGAAAAUCGUCCAAAAGACUGGAACCGGCUUUUUUUACUAUCUUUGGAUGUUCGGCGUUUUUGUUCAGCUGUUUGCCAUUACCAUUUACCCAAUUGCUAUCCUGCCGUUGUUCAACAAACUUUCACCGUUGGAACCCGGUACUUUGAAAACUGGCGUUGAAAACCUUGCUCGCAAGUUAAAUUUCCCGCUGAAAGAGCUUUACGUUAUUGACGGAAGCAAGCGAAGCGCUCACAGCAAUGCGUAUUUCUACGGUUUGCCCUGGAAAAAGCACAUUGUCAUUUACGACACUUUGAUUGAGAAGAGCGAGCCCGAAGAAGUUGUGGCUGUGCUGAGCCACGAGCUUGGGCAUUGGAGUUUGUCUCAUACGACUAAAUUGUUUGGAAUUGCCCAGUUCCACAUGUUCUACAUUUUCGCGCUAUUUUCCGCCUUUGUCAACAACAAAUCGCUCUAUAAGUCUUUCGGCUUCCACAAGGAAUAUCCAAUCAUGGUCGGCUUCCUUUUGUUCUCGGAUGCCCUGGCUCCAAUGGAUGCUAUUGUCAAGCUGUUGAUGAAUAUCCUUAGCCGAAAGUUUGAAUUUGAGGCCGAUGCAUUUGCUGUCAAGCUGGGCUACUCGGCCGAACUCGCAAAGUCGCUCCUGAAGCUCCAGAUUCAAAACCUUUCAACCAUGGAUGCGGACUGGAUGUAUGCUAGCUAUCAUUAUUCUCAUCCCAUCCUACCAGAGAGACUCGGCGCUCUCGGCUGGAUGGGAGGGAACGUCACUGGCAAAAAGAGUGAGGAUUCGGAAAAACCAGUCAAGGCAGCCGACCGCGAGCUGUAA